GUCACACGAGUUGCCGAGCAGCCGAAGAGGCGCUUACUUCCGCGUUGGGCCCCGGGGCGUCGGGCGGCCGCGCCGAGGGUCGGGCGGUCGCAGAGGCGGUCUGGCACUGCCAUUGUUUCUGAACUUUCUGAAAGUGUGAGGCAAAGCUUUAGGUGUCCAAGGGAGCGAUGGCUGACCAUAAGGCUGAAGAAGAGGUGCUGGAUGUUCUCAGACUAAACGUAGGUGGCUGUGUUUACACAGCCCGGCGAGAGUCUUUGUGCCGCUUUAAGGACUCUAUGCUGGCAUCUAUGUUCAGUGGUCGUUUUCCUCUAAAAACAGAUGAAUCAGGGGCUUGUGUUAUUGACCGUGAUGGACAUCUAUUUAAGUACCUUUUGGAUUAUCUUCAUGGAGAAGUUCAGAUUCCCACAGAUGAGCAGACUCGAGUUGCUCUGCAGGAAGAAGCUGAUUACUUUGGCAUACCUUACCCAUACAGCUUGUCUGACCACUUGGCCAAUGAAAUGGAGACAUAUUCUUUAAGGUCAAAUAUAGAACUUAAAAAGGCUUUAACAGACUUCUGUGAUUCCUAUGGCUUAGUUUGCAAUAAACCAACAGUUUGGGUUCUCCACUACCUUAACACAUCUGGUGCAAGCUGUGAGAGUAGAAUUAUUGGUGUAUAUGCCACAAAAACUGAUGGAACAGAUGCUAUUGAUAAGCAGCUGGGAGGAAGAAUUCACAGUAAAAGCAUUUUUAAAAGAGAGGCGGGAAAUAAUGUUCAGUACAUUUGGAGCUAUUAUUCAGUAGCAGAGUUGAAGAAAAUGAUGGAUGCUUUUGAUGCUUGGGAAGGAAGAGGUGUUAGCUACUGGCGGGUGCCUCACGAGCUGAUAGAGUGUUGGACUCUGGAAGAGCGACCUUUGCUUGGAAACCUGCGUCACAUGGCCCCAAUUCGAAAGAGGCGACUGAUAACCCUCAAUGAAGAAGAAGAAGGUGUGAACAAGGCUGGUCCUAAGCCAGUCAGAUUUUUGGGUCCCUCCACAAGCACACAAAUUAAAGUAAAAAACUCUGCUUCAGUUAGAGUGACUCCAGCCAAUACUGUCCAGACUUCCUCUCAGGUGACAGCAAAACUGUCUCAAAGCAGCUGCUUUGGAAAAGCAGCUCAGUAUUCUGUGUCCCCUGUGGGCAUGGGAACAUCUGGUUAUUCUUCAGUUUCCCGUGGAACCCAAAACGCUGAAAAUGGAGCCGCACACCCCCCUCCAGCAAAGGUGCUUCUCUCUGAGAAGAAGUCUACAUCCCACAGAGUGAUAAAACUGAAGAGGACUCCACUGUGUGCUGCAGUGCCUUCCUUCCACACCCUCACAGAGGGGAGGCAGGGCAGCUCCUCAGAGCUGGCUCCUCCGGAAGCUUCCAGCACUUUGGGUAUGCAGACUGAAAAUGACAAAGACCAGGCUGAUGGAUAAAAAUGGUGGAAUUGAGACUUCCCGUUUGCCUCAGAACAUCUGUUACCUUUGAUACCUAUAAGUGACAUUGUUUCUUGGUGCAAUAGAAGGGAAAGCUUGUGUUUAUGCUUAGGGUUAUUUCAGGAAGAAUGACUGUGUGAAGUAGGAAGAGGAGGGAGACUUUCUGUGGUUGGGGCUAUAUUUACUUCUCAUUUUCCAAACUUUUAAAAACUUACAUGUCCACGGGCAGUUUGAUUUAUGGUUUUAAAUUUUUUAAAGUUUAAGUGGUUGAUUGGUAUUGAGGCAACAAAACAGUACAGCACAAUAAUCACUUCAGGAGUUCCCUUUGUUGCUGAAAUAUUAGGCACUUUUGUAAGGGUGUUUCUUGCAGCCCUGGGAUAGGUGUGAGGUGUGGGCAUAGAUAUUUCCCUCUGGUGUGAUGAAGAGGAUUGCAUCAGUGCUGGCCUUCGCUGUAUCACAACCAGUGUGAACUCUGAGUCUUAAAAGACAACAUGAGACGACAUGAUGGAGGGGUAAAAAGAUAGUAAUUUGAGGUCCCACUUUGACUCUCAUUUAACUGAGACUUUUUUUUCCUAAAUUGACUUCUUUUACUCUCUUCUGUUAGCAGAUUUAUUGAUAUAUAUCACAAGAAGAUUUCAUGCAAUAAGGACUACAUAGCAUGUUUUUGGAAUUAGUUGUUAAAAUAUCAUAUUUUAAUUUGAAUAGUGAAGUUUUGAAAGUACUUUGAAAAAGAGAAGUUAAAAAAGUGUAACUAAAGUUAACAUUUGUUCUUUAGAAGGGAGUAUUGUAGAGUCAUUCUGAAUAUGCAAUAUGAUUUUGUGUAUAAAAUUUCCAUACAACUUGAACUUAAUAUUUUUAAACAAAACAUUUUUAUUAAUCAUCUAUUUUUUCAUGACUAUUCAGUUGUGUAUGUUUACUCUUGCAUGUUAUGUUUUAUAAUUGAAUCACAUAUUUCUACUUUGAGUGAGCAGUAUACCUUCAGUAUGUUAAAAAAUAAGUUCUUUAGA
Castor canadensis (American beaver) is the source of this 2440-nucleotide messenger RNA. RefSeq names its product potassium channel tetramerization domain containing 18 (gene Kctd18). The record is from RefSeq and is a predicted model, not a curated record. Gene Ontology annotation, biological process: protein homooligomerization. NCBI's taxonomy places the organism in Eukaryota, Metazoa, Chordata, Mammalia, Rodentia, Castoridae.